Molecule: messenger RNA, 1358 nt
Organism: Mus pahari (shrew mouse)
Lineage: Eukaryota; Metazoa; Chordata; Mammalia; Rodentia; Muridae
Product: C-type lectin domain family 10 member A
Exons: 10
Coding region: 226-1137 (303 amino acids)
Molecular function (GO): signaling receptor activity
Source: RefSeq, a predicted model, not a curated record
GGUCCCUCCCACACCAACCCUCCGGGAUAAAGUUCUCCACUCUGACUGAGUUCCUGCCUCUGCUCACUGCUGCACAGGGAAGCCAAGACUUCACACCCGUUCCAGGCUUUGCCUCAGUAAAGCUUCUAGCACUCUCCUUGGUCCCAGCUCUGGAUCUGUCUGGAUCCUGGUGUCUCAGUUUCCCUUCAGACAGCCCCAGAGGCCCGUGUUUGUUCAAGUGUGACAAUGAUAUACGAAAACCUCCAGAACUCGAGGAGCGAGGAGAAAACCCAAGAGCUUGGUAAAGCAGCUCCUCCUCAGUCCUUCCUGUGGCGCAUCCUCUCUUGGACCCACCUCCUCCUGUUCUCCCUGGGCCUCAGCCUCCUGCUGCUGGUGGUCAUCUCCGUGAUUGGAUCCCAAAAUUCCCAGUUAAGGAGGGACCUGGGCACCCUGAGAGCCACUUUAGACAACACCACCUCCAAGAUAAAGGCUGAACUCCAGUCCCUGGACUCCAGAGCUGGCAGCUUCGAAAAAGGGAUCAGUUCUCUGAAAGUGGAUGUGGAGGAUCACAGGCAGGAACUGCAGGCAGGCCGAGGCUUGAGCCAGAAGGUGACUUCUCUGGAGAGCACAGUGGAGAAGAGGGAGCAGGCUCUCAAAACAGAUCUGUCUGAUUUAACCGAGCGUGUGCAACAGCUGAGGAAGGACUUGAAGACCCUGACGUGCCAGCUGGCCAACCUCAAGAACAACGGCUCGGAAAUGGCCUGCUGCCCGCUUCACUGGACGGAGCAUGAAGGCAGCUGCUAUUGGUUCUCUGAGUCUGAGAAGUCGUGGCCUGAAGCCGACAAGUACUGCAGGCUGGAGAAUUCUCACCUGGUGGUGGUCAACUCCCUGGAGGAGCAGAAUUUUCUACAGAAUCGCUUAGCCAAUGUGGUUAGUUGGAUCGGCCUAACGGACCAAAACGGGCCCUGGCGAUGGGUAGAUGGGACCGACUUUGAGAAAGGCUUUAAGAACUGGGCCCCAGAGCAGCCAGAUAACUGGUAUGGACACGGACUGGGAGGAGGUGAGGACUGCGCCCAUAUCACUACAGGUGGUCCCUGGAAUGAUAAUGCCUGCCAAAGAACCUUCCGCUGGAUCUGCGAGAUGAAGUUGGCCAAGUAGAGCUCGGAGCUCUCGCCAAGUAAUUUAUUUCUUGAGUGAUUUCAGCUGCUUAAGCCUGGAGUUUGGAAUCCUCCUACCUGGUCUCAAUAUUGUUGGGGACUUCCCCCCUCCCCCAAGAAUUUUAAGGCAAGAAGAAAGGAUUGUGUUUGAGCUGGGUAGUGCUGUGUUUGGAAGAAUGAGGUGUUGAAAUCUGUGAUAUUUUGUACAGUGUGCAGCUUAUA